Molecule: messenger RNA, 7628 nt
Organism: Equus caballus (horse)
Lineage: Eukaryota; Metazoa; Chordata; Mammalia; Perissodactyla; Equidae
Gene: IQSEC1
Product: IQ motif and Sec7 domain ArfGEF 1
Biological process (GO): regulation of ARF protein signal transduction; actin cytoskeleton organization
Molecular function (GO): guanyl-nucleotide exchange factor activity; protein binding
Source: RefSeq, a predicted model, not a curated record
ACACAGGACCGGCUCUGGGCUCCGGCAGCCGCGCUUUCCCUCACCGGGCGGCGGACGCCCCUCACCCGGCCGGCCCGCCCGAGUGACUCACUGCUCCCCUGGCCCCCAGCCACCGCCGUCUCCUGGCAGGAGGCAGGAGGCGCAAGGUUGUGCAGAAGCCACGGGGUCUGCUCUGCGAGGGCCGCCUGGCCAGAGGGUCUGGAGCAGCCAAACGGAGCCGGCGCCCGGAGGCUGGCCCAGGGACAGCAAGGCCGGUGGCUGGGACCAGCAGUGGCCUGUGGGACUCGGUGCCUCCCCCUCUCCUCUGGCUUUUGGGACUUUUCUUUCUUCUUCCCACCAUGAAGAAGGAAGUGACCUGAGAGCCAGCAAAGAGAGCCAGCCCCUGGCCAGGAGGAGACCAGUGUCGGAGGGCUGUGGCCGUGGGCCGCGGGCAGCUCUCUCCUCCUCCUAGCCAGGCAUGAAGGGAGGUGGCAGCGCCGUGUGGAGCCUCAUGUGGAAGUACUGCAUCUCCGUGAGGACCCUCAGCGUCGAGGGCGAGGCGCCCGGCAGUGAGACUGGCACGUCACUGGACAGCCCGUCGGCCUACCACCAGGGCCCCUUAGCGCCCGGUGCCAGCCUGAGCCCAGACCACUACGAGCACACGUCGGCAGGAGCCUAUGGGCUGUACUCGGGGCCGCCAGGGCAGCGCGCGCGGAGGCCCAAGCUGCAGCACUCGACCUCCAUCCUACGCAAGCAGGCUGAGGAGGAGGCCAUCAAGCGCUCGCGGUCGCUCUCUGAGAGCUAUGAGCUCUCCUCGGACCUGCAGGACAAGCAGGUGGAGAUGCUAGAACGGAAGUAUGGGGGACGCCUCGUGACCCGCCAUGCGGCCCGCACCAUCCAGACGGCCUUCCGCCAGUACCAGAUGAACAAGAACUUCGAGCGCCUGCGCAGCUCCAUGUCGGAGAACCGCAUGUCGCGCCGGAUCGUGCUGUCCAACAUGAGGAUGCAGUUCUCCUUCGAGGGGCCUGAGAAGCUGCACAGCUCCUACUUCGAGGGGAAGCAGGUCUCCGUGACAGGUGAUGGCUCUCAGUUGGGGGCCCUGGUGCCAUCUGAGUGUGGCGAUCUUGGUGAGCCACCCGCUCUCAAGUCUCCAGCCCCCUCCAGCGACUUUGCGGAUGCCAUCACAGAGCUGGAGGACGCCUUCUCCCGGCAGGUGAAAUCGCUGGCCGAGUCCAUCGACGACGCGCUCAACUGCCGCAGCCUGCACGCCGAGGAGGCGCCAGCCCCCGAUGCGGGGCGGGCCCGGGACGCCGAGCCCAAGCCGGCCCUGCAUGGCGUGGACCACCGCAAACUGGACGAGAUGACGGCCUCGUACAGCGAUGUCACCCUGUACAUCGACGAGGAGGAGCUGUCGCCACCACUGCCCCUCUCACAGGCAGGGCACCGCCCAUCCAGUGCCGAGUCGGACCUGCGGCUGCGGGCUGGGGGCGCCACCCAGGACUACUGGGCCCUGGCUCACAAGGACGACAAGGGGGACACGGACACGAGCUGCCGGAGCACACCAUCGCUUGAGCGGCAGGAGCAGCGGCUGCGGGUGGAACACCUCCCACUGCUCACUAUCGAGCCGCCCAGCGACAGCUCCGUGGACCUCAGUGACCGCUCGGACCGCGGCUCGCUCAAGAGGCAGAGCGCCUAUGAGCGCAGCCUCGGCGGGCAGCAGGGCAGUCCCAAGCACGGCUCCCACGGUGGCCCCCCCAAGGGCCUGCCCCGGGAGGAGCCGGAGUUGCGGCCCCGGCCCCCCAGGCCCCUCGACAGCCAUCUGGCCAUCAAUGGCUCAGCCAACAGGCAGAGCAAGUCCGAGUCGGACUACUCAGAUGGGGACAAUGACAGUAUCAACAGCACGUCCAACUCCAACGACACCAUCAACUGCAGCUCUGAGUCGUCGUCCCGUGACAGCCUGCGGGAGCAGACGCUCAGCAAGCAGACCUACCACAAGGAGACCCGCAACAGCUGGGACUCCCCCGCCUUCAGCAACGAUGUAAUUCGCAAGAGGCACUAUCGCAUUGGCCUCAACCUCUUCAACAAGAAGCCUGAGAAGGGCGUCCAGUACCUCAUUGAGCGUGGCUUUGUGCCCGACACGCCUGUGGGGGUGGCCCACUUCCUGCUGCAGCGCAAGGGCCUCAGCCGGCAGAUGAUUGGCGAGUUCCUGGGCAACCGGCAGAAGCAGUUCAACCGCGACGUGCUGGACUGCGUGGUAGACGAGAUGGACUUCUCUGCUAUGGAGCUGGACGAGGCCCUCAGGAAGUUCCAGGCGCACAUCCGGGUCCAGGGGGAGGCUCAGAAGGUGGAGCGGCUCAUCGAGGCAUUCAGUCAGCGGUACUGCAUCUGCAACCCUGGGGUGGUGCGGCAGUUCCGGAACCCGGACACCAUCUUCAUCCUGGCCUUCGCCAUCAUUCUGCUCAACACGGACAUGUACAGCCCUAACGUCAAGCCAGAGCGCAAGAUGAAGCUGGAAGACUUCGUCAAGAACCUCCGAGGGGUGGACGACGGCGAGGACAUUCCCCGGGAGAUGCUGAUUGGCAUCUAUGAGCGGAUCCGAAAGCGGGAGCUGAAGACCAAUGAGGACCAUGUGUCCCAGGUGCAGAAGGUGGAGAAGCUCAUUGUGGGGAAGAAGCCGAUUGGAUCCCUGCACCACGGCCUGGGCUGCGUGCUCUCUCUGCCCCACCGGCGGCUGGUCUGCUACUGCCGGCUCUUCGAGGUUCCCGACCCAAACAAGCCCCAGAAACUCGGGCUGCACCAGCGAGAAAUCUUCCUGUUCAACGACCUCCUGGUGGUCACCAAGAUCUUCCAGAAGAAGAAGAACUCGGUGACGUACAGCUUCCGGCAGUCCUUCUCCCUGUACGGCAUGCAGGUCCUGCUCUUCGAGAACCAGUACUACCCCAAUGGCAUCCGGCUCACGUCUGCCGUCCCCGGAGCAGACAUCAAAGUGUUAAUAAACUUUAAUGCUCCCAAUCCUCAAGACAGGAAGAAAUUCACCGAUGACCUGCGGGAGUCCAUCGCGGAGGUGCAAGAGAUGGAGAAGCACAGAAUAGAGUCGGAGCUCGAGAAGCAGAAGGGCGUUGUGCGGCCCAGCAUGUCCCAGUGCUCCAGCCUCAAAAAGGAGUCAGGCAACGGGACGCUGAGCCGGGCCUGCCUGGACGACAGCUACACCAGUGGCGAGGGCCUCAAGCGCAGCGCCCUCAGCAGCUCCCUGCGGGACCUCUCCGAAGCGGGGAAGCGAGGGCGUCGCAGCAGUGCGGGAUCGCUAGAGAGCAAUGUGGAAGGGUCCAUCAUUAGCAGUCCUCACAUGCGCCGGAGAGCUACAUCAACACGAGAGUGUCCAUCUCGCCCACACCAGACUAUGCCUAAUUCAUCCUCCCUCCUGGGCUCCUUAUUUGGGAGUAAGAGAGGGAAGCCCCCUCCCCAGGCCCACCUGCCCUCAGCCCCUCCCCAGCCACCCCCCCACCCGCCGGGCCUGCCCCACCCGCAGCACUCCUCCGCUGGCCAUCACCAGGGGCCCACAGAGGGCCCACCACAGGCCCAGGUACAUGGGCACCACACCCAGUACUGCCACAUGCAGCAGAACCCACCCCCCUACCACCACCACCACCACUACCACCCCCCCCAGCACAUCCAGCAUGCACACCAGUACCACCAUGGCCCCCACGGGGGGCAUCCACCCUAUGGGGCCCAUGUGCACGGCCACCCACCGCUGCCCUCGGCCCACAUGGGCCACCCAGGCCACGUAGGCCAUGCAGCGCAUCACCACGGGCAGCCCCCCGCACCGCCGCCCCCUACCAGCAGCAAGGCCAAACCCAGCGGCAUCAGCACAAUUGUGUAGACAGCCUGUGCGGGGGUCCCAGACUCCCUGGAACAACUAACUGCACACCACACAGAGGCCCGCCCGGGGUGGCCAGCCUCGGGCCAGACCCAGGGCACUUGUGUUUCCAUCUCUCCCCUCUGCUCCUCACAGCCGGACGGAGCCCCCUGAGCCCACAGGGCUUGCGUUGUAGGGAACAAAGCUCCUGAUUUAAUUUAAUGUUGGCGUCCGGGCUCCAUCUGCCUCAACCCGAGGGGUGGACCUCGGCCACCAUCAGCCUCGAAGCCGUGACGCCGGCCAAGUAGGUCUUGAGCUGCCCCCAGCCCACUGCAGCCCUCAGCUCUCUGCCCGAUUGUACACGCACAUGAAACCCAGCCUAGGAAAAGAAGAAACGAGACACAAAACCAGAGAGAACAAAACAAAAACCCAACACUUGCUGCAUUAUUGCUCUUUUGUUGACAAUGGGCAAAAAAUUAAGUAGACCUGAUAUGGUUGAUGAAAAUACGUAAGUAAACUUUAUAUAAUAUAAAUAUAUAAAUAUAUAAAUAUAUAUAUAUAUAUACUGUAUAGGUAGUAUUUGUGUGUGAGAGGCAAGCGUUUCAGUCCACAGAAUUAGCAAUAUAGACUUUACAAGGAGCUCCACUUACCUGAUAGGAAGACAGGACCUUAGAUGAAUGUGUGAGAGAGUAGACCAAAAACUUAAAUGCUAGGAACAAAUUCAGAUACUUCCAUAUUUUCAUAAAAAGAAGAGAAGUCCCUCUAGGACUGGCUAAAACCUUUACGCAAUCUUUACUAACUGUGCCAAGUAACAUAGCAUCUAACUGUUUAAAAAGUCCAAUAUUGCUUUGUAUAAAUCCUUAUUUUAUUAACAGAAUACUAUCAUAAGUAAUCAGUAUUAUUACUGCUCUGUUAUUUCAGGUAAGCAAAUAGAUAAAAUGCAGUAAACUACAGUAGCAACUCGGGACAACUAGUUCGGAACCAGUUGUCCUAGAAUAUUGGUUACACAGAUGCUUAGACACUUUAAUGGCUGCGAUAACUGUGAAUUCCCAUGUUCCAUAUUUCUUUUACAUGCAUCUGAUUUAAUGCACACUCAUUCCGAGUCCUCUGAGGGGGCACCCAUACACGGCAGAAGUACUCAUCUCCAACAUGAAAGCGGCCAGCUCUCAUCCUCGUCUCCCCAGCACCAUAACUUACUCAUCCUGUUCCAACCGCACCAGGCAGGAGCCCCGAGCGUGUUUCCACCAGGAACCGCUCUCGAACCUGAAGGCUGACUUUAGCGUUUAGCAGCCAGGGCGGUGUGUGUGUCUCCCGUUUUGUUUUCUGAGUGGUAGCCGUGACCAUCGUAAUUCCAUGUAGCCAUGUGCCAGCACAACCCCCUUGUCAUCACCGUGGCCCAUCUGACCCCGGCUGAUGAGCACCGGCCUCGCCAGCGAAGCCCCUGCUACCUUCUCAUGGUCCAGUUAGUUGCCAGGGCAUCACAUGACUCAGCUGUGCUCUUGUCGCUUCCGUGUUGUGGUGACACCAUCCACUCCCCCAGGGGCCGGGCGCUGCACGCAUCCGGUUCUGUGCCUGAGUCACCCACGGGCCGUACUUUGCAGUUUCAGCCUUUCGAGCCACUGCAGCCACCAGUGCUGUGCUCCUAAGCCGUGGGACCCGAGGACUGCCCCACGGCACCUGCCCAGGCGGAGAGCCCUUUCAGAAAGGGCGAAGCUAACGCAGGACUCUGCGGGCCGCGGGGCUCCGCGCUCCGUGGACAGCGUGGCGAGCCAUGGCUGGACAGCAGGACGACAGAGGGGAGCCCACCCUGGCCGGCCAGCCGAGGGUUCUGCCCAUUUCCCUCCCCACUCACCCCUUUCUCAUAUCAUUGAGGUCACCAUACCAGCAAUCUGCAAACCGAGCACUUUGUUAAUCUCCACGGAGAGCAAAUACAGCAAUUUAGAGUUUAGCGUUUUUUUAAAAGAAGUGUGACUUUAACCUGCCCGCCUUCAUGUCCCCAUCAGCGUAGUAUUUCUCUCGGGCAUCUGCUCAGAAAGAGAGAAAUGAAAAGCACGGUGUGUCUGAUCUGGCCCAGGCCAGGCUGGUGGGAGGCUCCCCGGUUCCACUGACUCCUAAAUUCUUUGGUUUCCCUUCAGAGUCAGGCUCCCCGAGGCGUUCUCUGUCUUGCAGUGUAACAGAUGUUGUUCUGACAAGGAAAAGUCGAAUUGUGCUGCAUGUCACCUGGCGUCAGUCGUGUGAGGCCACACUCUGUAUUGUAUAUUUGCAAAAUACAUCAGUGUUACUGUUGACAAAUAGUUGAAGUAAAGUGGUAACAUAUUAAAUAUGUCAGCUUUUCUUCACUCUCCUGUACCAAUGGUAGAGUCUAACUGUAAACUCUAGGUUGUUCCAGAAAAGAUGAGGCUGUUUGGUACAAGAUUGCCCUUUCUGAAAGGACAGUCACUAAGGAAAAACAACAGAACCAACAAUAAAUCCGAGGGAGGGGCGGCUUCUCUCUUCAUUGCCAUCCUGCGUGCUCCACAGGCCAUUCAGAACUCUGACCUCCAAAACUGUCACCGAUGUGUCCUGAAGCUGUCAGGGUGCCACAGGGCCAGAUGUAGUGAAAUAGCUUCUUGAACAAAUUCAGUUCUCGCGUUUCCAGCUUCAUUCAGUGUAUCAGGUUCAGGUCAAUGAGGUUUCAUUGUUCUGUGUGUUUUGUUUACAAACUGUCAUGGGAAGUGUUUCUAGCACACUGUCCCAUUGAGGAGGCUGGAGCCACGCUGCACAAAUCUUGCCUGGGAAGCAAAAGCUUCUGAUAAACUGGUGUCCCCCAUGUUGUUUCCAUGGGACUGUUCCCCAGAUCCCAACCGGUCACAGGGUCACAGCUGGGGGUACCUAUCAUUCACCCCCAGGAUAGGAGGCAGGAGCGCCACCAGGACAUUUGUGUCAUCCUUUCUUACUGUCAGGACACACGGGACAUUUUUCUCAAGUUGCACAAAUUAUUUCAAUUAUACAAUAAUUUCCGGCAGGAGCAGGGGACCCUUAGAGGAAGCGGCUGGUAGCAUCACAAAAAUCUUUUCUGGGACAACAAUUAAAUCAUGUAUUUGUAUUUUAAGUUUACGAAUGAAUUGUACAACAAUGUAAAAAUAAAGUUCAUCCUAAUAUGAUGUGCACGUCUUGCUUAAAAAUGUCUUCAGUCAGCCAGUGUAGAGCGAUUUUUCCAUCACGCGCUGCAUGCAGCAGAAGCCUCGUUUUUCUUUAAAAUGAGCUGAAAAGACAGCAGAUAUGUAACCAUGACCCUAGGUGUUGACUCGGCGCAAAGCUGCGUCUCCACAGGGAAGCAUGCCUCUGACAGUUUUGUUGUAAAAUAUCAUCACCUUUCCUGCCUGAAAAGUGAAUAAUUUUGUAAGUAUUUUAAAUAACAACAACAAUUGAGGAAGCAGAUUGUGAGGUGAAUCAGCGUGCGGUGGGGGUGGCGAGGGGCGCGAGGGAGGAGCUCUGUCGGUUGUCCUGCGCGUGCCCGGCGGUGUCGGUGUUCUGUGUGCGGGCAUGCUGGGGUCGCGCGCGGUGCCCGUCUCCUGAGAACGUCAUUCACCUUCGAGUCGUUUUAAACACACAGAGUCAGGUCUCGAAUGCAGACUGUUCAAAGACUUGCAGGGACCCCUCGCUCACGAGGAGCCCAGCACCCCCCGUGUGACUGGGGAGGAGAGGAGCGCUUUUGUUUUAAUAUGCACUCUGCCUGUGAGUAGUAAGACUCUAUUGAUGUAAAACCAUAGCUGUGAUCGUGUGGAGAAAUCAAAUAAAUCCUUUAAAACUC